AUACAACGACUUGAUAUUCAGACAGGAACUGUAGUGAAAAGUUUUGGAAAAAAAGGCAGAGAAAAAGGAGAGUUUGGCAAUCCAAUGAACGUUACUGUGGAUAAUAAAGAACGCAUUGUUGUAACCGAGUGGGGAAAUGGUAGGAUACAGGUGGUGUCAAAGGAAGGAGAGUCUAUUUUCACAUUUGGAGACAAAGGACCAGAGAAACUUGAUGGUCCAACCUGUUGCAUUCUUAACAAAAACAUAUUUCUCGUAUCUGAUGGAGGCAAUAACUGCAUAAAAGCUUUUGAUCAGUCAGGAACAUUGUUAUACAAGUUUGGCGAACAAGGGUAUCAAGUUGGAAAAUUUAAAGCACCGUAUGGUUUGCUUGUAGACAGCUCUAAUAAUCUUCUAGUAUGUGACUUGGGCAAUAACCUAGUUCAGCAGUUUUCUUUAGACGGUCGCUUCACCGGCAAAAGUAUCACUCGUUUAUCUCAGCCUAUGGCGAUAUUAACAGCAACAGACGGGCGUUUUCUUGUCACUAGCUAUGAUGAGAAAAAAGUGUACAUUUUGAAAUAGACUCUUUCAAAAGUGAACUUUGCUUCUUGAGCCGCUCCUUACCUGUGUUUUGUUUUAUUUUUAAUACUGUUUUAUCAUUUGUCUGGAAGAACUCUUAGCGAUAAUAUCAAGACUUACAACUACACUUGGAGACAAAAACCUUUUGACUCGAAGUAAUUAGCCCAGGUCUUUUAGAUUUGUCAAUUUCAGUCCGUUUUAAUCUUUUCCAUCCCUCGCCACUUGACCAUCCAUGUUUCUUCUCGGUUUAUUAAGUUCUUUUUUAACUGUUUUUUCUACGAUCUAAAGUGUUUACUUUUUUAAAGGUCAAUGUGUUGUAUUUUUUGUUCCAUAUAAUAAGGAGAGACGAAUUAGAAAUGCAUUGAAUAAAUGAGACUUAAAAGUUAUUUACAGUUUGUUGUUAUGAAUGAUUAGAAAAUAAUUUCCGGUUUUAAAUUGAAAUGUUUUUUAUCUCUUCCCUUUUUCCAACCCCCCCCCCCCUCCCCCUCCCUCCUGAUUUCUCGCGAACAAAGUGCGAGCGAACCGGGAAGCGAAAUAAGCAAGCGACAUGAGGCUUAUUUGCAUAGAUUAGCUCGCGUGCCUUGCUGCAUGACUUUGAAUUCUCCUUCCCUCAUAAUUACCGAUGUUGUUGAACAACAUACCCUAUUCAACAACAAAAGCUACAACACUUGCAACAAAUAACAAAUAAUUUAACUGUCCGUGCAUGUUUGAUAAUCUCACCUUAAUUCACAAUUGUCCAUUUUCGUAACGUGACGGCGUUUCGUUUCGAAAAUAAACUGUUUAUUAAAGCUAUUAAGUAUGAUUUCCAUCAUCUACUGAAACGAAUAAACUGAAGUAAACAGAUACAGUUAUAAGUCACAAACUGAAGAGAUCAACAAAUUCAUUGAAUGUGAUCAGUCAAAACCAUAAGCGUUUAGAUAUCUGUGUUUUCAAAGAUCUCUGGCAAUGAAUAAACCGAAGAUAUAAACUUCAAGUAAGACAGAUGAGAAAUAUAGUCGAAUGUCUCGCCAAAGGAAUGCAAAUCACAAAUUAUUGUUUCAGUUUCAGCUGAUGACGUUGUUGUCAGCCAAAUUUCCUUUUCUGUAAGAAGAGGCUGCCACUGACGAAGGAGUAAGUCUAAAUUCUGAAAUACGAUUGGUCAGAGGAAGUCAGCUGUCAUGGACUUUGUGCUGUUUUCUUGGAAACUGAAAUAGUAGCUGCUAUUUCGUAGAAGUGUUUUUAAAGGGCUCGUCACUUAAACGAAGCAGUUUACUACAGUUUAAGGCGAUCGUAAUGAAUCCUCUCUUAAAGAGUCUCAAGAAACAAGUUACUUGCUCGAUUUGUCUCGAUAUCUACACCGAGCCUAAAACUAUAUCAUGUCUUCACACAUUUUGCUGUCAGUGUUUAGAGAGACAUGCAAGAGUAAGCCAGAGACAAGGGAAAUUCAGAUGCCCCGAGUGUCAGGCAGAAAUCGAUUUACCGCAAGGAAAUCACUUUGACCUUUUGCCUAACAGCUUUUUUCACAAAAGUCUGUUAGGUGUCCUUGAAGGGGAAGAUCGCCAAGCCAAACAACAGGACACUUGCUCGGAACAUACGGAAGAAAGAGUACGAUAUUACUGCUCCUCUUGUGAGGCGUGUAUUUGCCCAAUUUGCGUCGCCGAAGACCACCGAGGCCAUGCGUUUGAUGUGCUUGAAAAAGCAGUGCAGGAGGAUAAGAAAAACAUCAAUUUGACUGUCGAGAUCAUCAACGAAAAGGCAAACUUGUUUGGAGCAGAGUUGAGAAAUUUAGAGAAAACAUCUGAGGACGUGGAAAUGAUUAUCGCAAUCGCUAAAAAAGAAGUUUCGGAGGCAACUGAACGCGUAAUCACAAAGACGCGACAGCAAGAAAAACAGUUCUUAGAGUCUUUAGAGAUAACGCGUAGGAGGAGAAUAGAACGAAUCAACUCGGCUAAACAAGAACUGGAAUCUCUAAUAAAAAAAUUUAACCAAGCAGCUGAAUUUGCGAGGAAUCUGGUGGAGCGAAGAUCAGCUGUGGAUAUCAUACAGAACAAAAACAAAUUGAGGUUGAAACUUGAAGAGCUUCGUAGAGUUGAAGUUCCAAAACAUCGCCAGGCUACAUUUGUCAAGUUUACCGCUGCAUCGCAACACAACUUUAAACUGGGUUCUAUUCAAGUCUCUGAGAAGCCGGCAAUCGCAGCUAAAUCAACUCUAGAAGGACUGGAUCAAACUUUUCGGGUUGGUGUAGAAGCAGAGUUUAUGUUACGCCCAUGGACAUCUGGAGGAGAAAUGAGUGACCACGCUGAACUCAAAGAUCAAGUCGAAUUGCUAAUAACACCUGCCAAAGAUGUGACAAACGUGACUGUUGACGAGGAAUACGACGGAAUUGUUAGCCUGAAGUUUACACCCAAAGUACCUGGGGCCUACAGCAUUGAAGUGAAGAUUAAUGGCGAUAAACUACCGACCUGUCCCAUGACCGUGCAGGUCAAAGAACUUGAACUUGUUGUGGUCGGUGAGUUGAAGAUAGUGCUCUUUCCAGGGGACACGCUUGAACGGUUAUUUGGAGUUGCUGUGAAUACAGAAGGCCAGAUAGUUGUGACAGAUAACCUUGGCAACUGUGUUUAUGUUUUUGAUAAAGAUGGCAACUGUAUGAGAAAAAUUGGAAGCAAGCGUAGCCAUACAGGACAAUUUCAGUGCCCUAAUGGCAUUUCGUUCUUAAAUGACAACGAAGUCCAUAUUGCAGACUUAAAGAAUUGCAGAAUACAACGACUUAAUAUUCAGACAGGAACUGUAGUGAAAAGUUUUGGAAAAGAAGGCAGAGAAAAAGGAGAGUUUGGCGGGCCAGUAGACGUUACUUUGGAUGAUGAAGAACGCGUUGUUGUAACCGAGUGGGGCAAUAAUAGGAUACAGGUGAUGUCAAAGGAAGGAGAAUCUAUUUUCACAUUUGGAGACAAAGGCCCAGAGAAACUUCAUUAUCCAAGCUGCUGCGUUCCUUACAAAAACAUGUUUCUCGUAUCUGAUGCAGGGAACCACUGUAUAAAAGCUUUUGAUCAGUCAGGAACAUUCUUAUACAAGUUUGGCAAAAAAGGGUAUCAAGAUGGAGAGUUUAAAAUGCCGCAUGGUUUGCUUGUAGACAGUUCCAAAAAUCUUCUAGUAUGUGACUCUGGCAAUAACCGAGUUCAGCAGUUUACUUUAGAUGGUCGCUUCACCGGCAAAACUAUCACUCGUUUAUCAGACCCCACUUCGAUAACAACAGCACCAAACGGGUGUAUUCUUGUUACUAGCUUUGAUGAGAAAAAAGUGUACAUUUUAAAAUAGCCGCCCCUUACUUGUGUUUUGUUUUAUUUUUAAUGCUGUUUGAUAACUCGUCUGGAAGAACGAAGAACUGUUAGCUAUAAUAUCAAGACUUACAAUUGCUCUUAGAGACAAAAACUUUUGACUCGAAGUAAUAAGCAAGCACGAGAAGUAAGGUGACAACUUUUUUAAAAAAUGGGCAUCCACUGGGUAAUUACGUCAUAAUUAGGUCGUUACUAAUUUUCUAACUAAGCUUAAGUGUUAGCUCUAAACUUUUUUGAAAAAUAGUCAGGUUUUAUUCCAUAUAAUAAGGCGAGACAAAUUUGGAAUGCAUUAAAUAAAUAUGAUCUAAAAGUUGUAGUUAUGAAUGAUUAUAAAAUAACAUCCGGUUUGAAAUAUAAAAAACAUUUUGAAAUAAAGUUAUUUGAAAAAUGCAUUGGGAAACAUCACUUCAACAAUUGCAAAAUCAUCAGUACCUUGAUUUCCUUGGAAAAUAAAAAAAGAGUUUAUGGCGAGUUCAUUUAUAUUCUAACUGUAACUGGCUUUCAUAAAACCGGAGCUGAGGCAACAAAACUUCAUACCUCUUCAUGCAACAAAAACAGGGAUAAGCUGUGGUAGGGAAGAGUCACUAUAUUAGCGAUGUAAGAUUAACCCUCACACAUUUGAACACGUUUUUUGCACCAUUUAAAAGUAUGCUUACCCGUAAUCGGCUAAACUGCAGCAAUUUCAUGCUCAUAUAAACUCACUUAAAUAUUUGUCAGUACAUUUCCUUGAUUGCGCAGUGAACUUGACACUCAUCCCGUGGAAGAAGCGAGUUCACAGGGUUGAGUUUUUCACGUUGUCAGUCGCAUGUGCCACAACAAUCACAGCUCUUGCACAUAUUGCAGACCUAAGUAGCUUCUCUUAAUCCUGCAACAAGUUUUAGAGAGUAAAUGUAGCGGGGUCUUUUUUUCAUCUCUUGGUGAUAAUUACCUUUCCUAGUAAAGAAAAGGGCAUAACGAUAAGGUAAUAGAAAUGAACAAAUAAAUUUAUCAACAAAUAAAAAAUUGCGUGGAAUAAAAAAAUACAUAAAACGUGACUGGAAAUAAAUGUCGUCCCAUUUCUGCCAUAAACCAUCAGAAACGCGGGCGCAUUGUUCAGAAAUUUAAUCUUUUGUACAAAACUAGAUGGAACAAACUAAAUAAAGUGCUCAUUCCACAGAGGAGGCGAGGUCACAAUUCCCUUGCUGGCGACACAGCUGACCACAAUAACUGACGUCCUUGACUCGACUCAGUUUCCAAAACACUCCCAAGGCGCUACCAGCAAGCAAUCUUACGUUGAACUUUGGAGGAUUUGGCUGGCAGGUGUGCGCUUGCGUUGCACGAAAGGCACUUCCUGUAAAGUAAAAUGUGAAAAAAAGGACGUUUUGAAUCAGAUAAGGCUAGCGUGGUUUUAAUUCGAUUAAAUCAGGUGCGAGUGAUUUCUUCUGAAUGAGCGAUUCACACAUCUUUUCUGAUAAGCGCUUCUCUCGAGUGUCGUUUAUUUCUUGCGCGUGUUUCUGGCAUUCCUGCCGAGCUCAUGUUAGUUAGGCUAAUUUUGUCACAAGGGUCUUAACGGAAAGCAAAGCAUGCAGCGAUUUCAUGCUCAUAUAAACUCGCAUAAAGAUUUCUCAAUACAUGUCCCUGAUUGCCCAGCGAACUUGACACUCAUCCCGUGGAAGUGGCGGGUUCACAGAAUUGGUUUUUAAACGUUGAUAAUCGCUCGUGCCACAACAAUCACAGCUCUUGCACAUAUUGCAGACCUAAGAAGCUUUUCUUUAUCCUGCAACAAUAGUUUGAUGUAUACCUCUUUGCCGGAAUCAUAUGACCGGAAAUUUUUACAUUAUUGUUCUUUCGACCACUUCUUUCAUCAAAAAAUACUUUUGGAAAAAAAAAUGAAAAGUUUAAAGGAGUAAAUGUGGUGCUUUUUCCAUCUCUUCUAUAUUUGCUUAUUUUUAUUGCGUUGUGAUAAAUCGGAAAAAAAUUUCACUCCCAUUUCUUCCACCAAACUAUCAGAUAUGCAGACACAUUGUUCAUUAACGGAAGCUUUUUUGUAAAACUAAAUGGAACAAAUUAAUGAUUUGGUGAUCAGACAAUUUGUCUGCGCUAGCAAAUAAACAUGAAUCACCAUUGCGGACCUAUUUCUACCGCGAAACUUCUAGUCAGUUCAGACAAAUGGGAGGUAUCCAUAAUUAAUAUGAAUAUAUCAGUGGACAUUUUCAUUUGUUGAGAUAAAGAUCUAGCGCAAGAAAAUUUAAAAGAGUUCGUAGUUCGUUUUAAUCUCUCCACUCGCUCCAUACCCCCUCCACUCUGUUACGAGUAAAUUGAAGUGUCGUCUUGUUAUUUCUUUAACCUUCGAUUCACUUUUCGCUUCCCAGUUUUACAAAUUGUAUUUCGCUUUAAGAGCCUCAAUGAUUCGACAGUCAAUAAAAUUCCAGGACAUUGAAAGGAAUACGUUUAAAAAUAAGAUUCAGGGCGACAGAUAAACAGUUGUAAGUCACAAACUGAAGAGGUCAACUAAUCUAUUGAAUUUGAUCAGUCGUGUCAUGACAGAUUUCAGCACCGUUUUCUCGGAAGUCUAAAUAUAGUGGUAAAAAGCAGCUUUAGGGUUUUUCAAAAGAAAACUAUUUAUUUUAUGUUUUCCAAUUGUUCUCAAAUUUUUGAAUGAAGUUUUCCCUUUAGUCUAAAUCCACGAAUUCUUUUAUCCUUUAUCCAACGGCAGAUUUCCAAACAUUUUAAAUCUCUUACCAAGACAACUGUAAAUUCACUUCAAUCAUAUCGCAAUAGAUAAACAGUCUAACUUUACAAUAGAGGUCAACUGAACCAUGAAGUGACAGCCUUAAUUAUAAAUAAGUUGACGGCUGACUUAGUUCUGUUUUCUAGGAAUCUGAAACAAAGCCGGUUUGUUUGAAUCUUUUUAUGCACUGUCCAUCCUUUUGUAAAGCUACAGGCAAUUAAUCAUUUCUUCCACGGACUCCUCGAAAUGCACAUCGAUGACGGUCUAAGAACUAAGAAGAACAAUCUCACAAAAGAUUUGCGGUCCUAUUGUGAAACGACUGAGUUCUAAAAACGUUCGGGUAGAAGUGGUCCUUAACCCUUUAAUCCCUGAGAGUGAUCAGCAUCUGAUUUCUCCUUUCAAUAUCACCCAUGAAUCAAACAUUAAGGUCUUAAGAAUAAAGGAAAUGAUAAUGAACUGAAGAACCUAUUGAUUGCUAAACAAAUUCUCCUUGCCAACACAUCAGAGACCAGUAUGGAGAAUGUGCAUACUGAUGCUAGGGUGUAAAUUUCCUUUUAUGAUAAAUUACACGAAGAUUAAUUCGACCAUUCACUUUAAAUAUGCGAAAAAAAAGUAUUGUUUGCUGCGUUUUUCCAAAUCACUUUUAUUCCAAAUCUUGUCUCUAAUUCCUUUUAUUUGAAACAACUUUAGUCACCCAAAGUUUAGUAGUCUAAAAUAGAGGUUUUAUCUCAGUCAACGAGGUCUUUUUAUCCUCACAAAAAGGUCAGCUAAGUCCUGGAAUGCAAUUGGCCAAAGGAAGUCAGCUGUCAUGGACUUUGUGCUGUUUUCUCGGAAACUGAAAUAAUAUCUCUGAUUUCGUAUAACUGUGUUAACAGGGCUUGUCGCUUGAAUUACGCAUCAGUUAACAACAGUUUAAAGCGAUCGUCAUGAAUCCUCUCGUGAAGAACCUCAAGAAACAACUUACUUGCUCGAUUUGUCUCGAUACCUACACCGAACCUAAAACUAUAUUAUGUCUUCAUACAUUUUGCUGUCAGUGUUUAGAGAGACAUGCAAGAGUAGUGAGCCAGAGACAAGGGAAAUUCCGAUGCCCCGAGUGUCAGACAGAAAUCGAUUUACCAGAGGGAAAUCGCUUCGACCUUUUGCCUGACAGCUUUUUUCACAAAAGUCUGUUAGGUGUCCUUGAAGCGGAAGAUUGCCAGGCCAUUCCGAGGCAACAACAGGAGACUUGCUCGCAACAUACGGAAGAAAGACUGCGAUAUUACUACUCCACGUGUGAGGCGAGUGUUUGUCCAGUUUGCGUCACCGAAGACCACCGAGGCCAUGCGUUUGACUUGCUUGAAAAAGCAGUGCAAGAGGAGAAGAAAAACAUCAUGUCGACCGUCGAGACCAUCAAGGAAAAGGCAGACUUGUUUCGAGCAGAGUUAAGAAAAUUAGAGAAAACAUCAGAGGAUGUGGAAAUGAUUAUUGCAAUCGCUAAACAAGAAGUGUCAGAGGCAACGGAACGUGUGAUCACAAAGACGCGACAACAAGAAAAACAGCUCUUAGAGUCUUUAGAAAUGACGCGUAGGAGGAGAAUAAAGCGAAUCAACUCGACUAAACAGGAACUGGAAUCUCUAGUAAAACAAAUGAAUGAAGCAGCCGACUUUGCGGAAAACCUGGUGCAGAGAAGAUCAGCAGCAGACAUCCUACAGAACAAAAGCAAAUUGAGGGAGAAACUUGAAGAGUUUCAUGGAGUUGAAGUUCCAAAACAUCGCCAGGCUACAUUUGUCAAAUUUACCGCCGCAUCGCAACACAACUUUAAACUGGGUUCUAUUCAAGUCUCCGAGAAGCCGCCAAUCGCAGCUAAAUCAACUUUAGAAGGACUAUAUCAAACUUUCCAGGCUGGUGUUGAAGCAAAGUUUACGUUGUGCCCACGGACAUCUGGAGGGGAGAUGAGUGACCACGCUGAUCUCAAAGAUCAAGUCGAAUUGCUACUAAAACCCGCCGAAGAUGUGACAAACGUGACUGUUGAUGAGGAGUACGACGGAAAUGUUAGCCUAAAGUUUACUCCCAAAGUACCUGGAGCCUACAGUAUUGAAGUGAAGAUUAAUGGCGAUAAACUACCGACCUGUCCAAUGAUUGUGCAGGUAAAAGAACGUAAACUUGUUGUGGUCGGUGAGUUGAAGCUAAAGCUCUUUCCAAGGGACACGCUUAGAUGGUUAUGUGGAAUUACUGUGAAUACAGAAGGCCAGAUAGUUGUGACAGAUGACUUUGGCGACUGUUUAUAUGUCUUUGAUAAAGAUGGCAACCAUUUGAGAACAAUUGGAAGCGAGGGUAGCAAUACAGGACAAUUUCUUUCUCCUGAUAGCAUUUCGUUUUUAAAUGACGACGAAGUCCUAAUUGCAGACUCAGGCAAUUGCAGAAUACAACAACUUAAUAUUCAGACAGGAACUGUUGUGAAAAGUUUUGGAAAAGAAGGCAGAGAAAAAGGAGAAUUUGAUAGGCCAAUAGACGUUACUGUGGAUGAUGACGAACGCAUUGUUGUAACCGAGUGGGGCAAUCAUAGGAUACAGGUGAUGUCAAAGGAGGGGGAAUCUAUUUUCACAUUUGGAGACAAAGGCCCAGAGAAACUUUUAUGGCCAAGCUGCUGCACUCUUUACAAAAACAUGUUUCUCGUAUCUGAUUUGGGCAACCACUGCAUAAAAGCUUUUGAUCAGUCAGGAACAUUCUUAUACAAGUUCGGCAAAGAAGGGAGUCAAGAUGGACAAUUUAACCCGCCGCGUGGUUUACUUGUAGGUAGCUCCGAUAAUCUUUUAGUAUGUGACUCUGGCAAUAACCGAGUUCAGCAGUUUUCUUUAGACGGUCGCUUCACCGGCAAAAGUAUCACUCGUUUAUCUAAGCCUGUGGCGAUAACAAAAGCACCAGACGGGCGUAUUCUUGUUGUUAGCCAUGAUGAGAGAGAGGUGUACAUUUUGAAAUAG
Messenger RNA from Pocillopora meandrina, 9539 nucleotides. The record is from the annotation of a GenBank genome assembly. Lineage: Eukaryota; Metazoa; Cnidaria; Anthozoa; Scleractinia; Pocilloporidae.